Molecule: messenger RNA, 1044 nt
Organism: Macroventuria anomochaeta
Lineage: Eukaryota; Fungi; Ascomycota; Dothideomycetes; Pleosporales; Didymellaceae
Product: phosphoglycerate mutase-like protein
Exons: 2
Coding region: 1-1044 (347 amino acids)
Cellular component (GO): cytoplasm
Molecular function (GO): phosphatase activity
Source: RefSeq, a predicted model, not a curated record
AUGAUUGCGUCAUCGCUCCUCUACGGCCUUCUGGCCGCUGCCUCCAUGGUCGAUGCCGCUUCGCAAAAGAAGCAGAUCAAGUACGAGGUCGUCACGGGUAUCUUUCAACAAGACGACAACAGCACUGAUCCUAGCACCUUCAACUUCAUCGACUCCAACUUUGGCCUGAUCAACCGCACAUACCCCAGCGACCCCAAGAGUCCGGACAGCAAGUAUGCUACACAAUGGCAGCGCCUCAACAAGUACAUCAAAAGCCUGAACAAGGAGAAGAAGACCCGUUACUCCCUGCUCUUCCUCGGUCGUCACGGCGAGGGCUUCCAUAACGCCGCUGAGACAUACUUCGGCACCCCAGCAUGGAACUGCUACUGGUCUGAACUGGACGGCAACGGCACUGUCACCUGGGCCGACGCGAAGCUCACUCAAGACGGUAUCAAGCAGGCCCAAGACGUGAACACUUUCUGGAAGCACCUGAUCAACGACGAGAAGAUCACUCCUCCCGAGUCGUACUACACCAGCCCUCUGUACCGCUGCCUCGACACCGCUAAGAUUACUUUCUCAAACCUGACUCUGCCGAAGAAGUCACCCUUCGUGCCAACCAUCAAGGAGUUCCUACGCGAGGGCAUCAGCGCGCACACCUGUGACCGUCGCAGCAACAAGACGUACAUCCACCAGAACUUUCCCAGCUACAAGUUCGAGAAGGGCUUUCCCGAGAACGACCCGUACUGGAAGGAGCUUAUGGCCGAGCCUUCGGCUGACCAGGACAUCCGUUCCAAGGCCGUGCUUGACGACAUCUUCAGCAACGACGAUAGCACGUACAUCUCGGUUACUUCUCACUCCGGAGAGAUCAGUAGCUUGCUGCGAGUCCUCGGCCACCGCGUCUUCAAGCUCGCUACUGGUGCUGCGAUACCUGUUCUGGUCAAGCAGACCACGCUUAGUGGUGAUGCGCCCGCAACGACUACUGUGCCCUGGAACUCUCAAGCUACGUGCACUGCGCCGCCGACAAUUCGCGAUUCGAGCUGCAAUGACUGCUCGUGCUGUCUCUAG